CGCCAUGUCGGGGUGGUGGUGCAGCAGCAACAACAGCAAUAGCAACAGCAGCAACGUGUCGAGGAAACCCUGAAGUGAGCAGAAGUAUUCGACCCCCCCAUCCAUCCCUCCCUCCCUCCUUGUCCUCCUCCUCCUCCUCCUCUUUCUCCCUCCUUUCUCUUUCUAUUUCUUUCUAUCUAUACUCUGUCCUGUCCAUCCAUCCAUCACUCCCAUCAUCUAUCUCUCCUCUCUACCUACCUAUACUUAUCAUCUCUUUACUGUAUAUAUUUCAGACCACUCCAGAGUUGCAGCUGCUUUGGCUGCUGUCCUCUUGCACUUUCCUCCCUUCCAUCUUUCCUUUCUUCUCUCCUUCUUCUUUCUUCCCUCCAUCUCCUCGGCGAGCAGAGGCGCAGGGACGCACCGAGUGAUGCUGCUGAUGCUGCGGCUGCAGCCGGGCCACAGCAGGAGCAGCAGCAGCUCUCCGUGAAGGAGAAGGAGCAUCACCAGCAUACCACAAGCCCAUGAAGAUGUCAAACGCAGUCAUGGGCUUGAACCCCGCGGAUAGGGUGAUUAAAUCGGUCCCCUUCCCGCUGAGCCAUAGGUUGAGUAUGCGGGAGGUGUUCGACUGCGAGGGGAAGCCGCGUGUGGACCUGCUGAAGGCUCACCUCACUAAAGAGGGCCGAGUGGAAGAGCCUGUCGCUCUGCGCAUCAUAAACGAGGGGGCCGCCAUCCUCCGGCAGGAGAAGACCAUGCUGGACAUUGAGGCCCCUGUUACAGUGUGUGGCGAUAUCCACGGGCAGUUCUUCGACUUGAUGAAGCUGUUUGAAGUUGGAGGCUCGCCAGCAACGACGCGGUAUCUCUUUCUAGGGGACUAUGUGGACCGAGGCUACUUCAGUAUUGAGUGUGUUUUGUAUCUUUGGUCGCUGAAAAUCCUCUACCCAAAGACGUUAUUUCUACUGCGGGGAAACCAUGAAUGUAGACAUUUGACCGAAUAUUUCACUUUCAAACAAGAAUGUAAAAUAAAGUACUCAGAGCAGGUGUAUGACGCAUGUAUGGAUGCGUUCGACUGUCUGCCUCUGGCUGCUCUGAUGAAUCAGCAGUUUCUGUGCGUGCACGGCGGCCUCUCACCUGAGAUACACACGUUAGACGACAUCAAGAAGCUGGACCGGUUUAAGGAGCCUCCAGCUUUCGGGCCCAUGUGUGACCUGCUGUGGUCAGAUCCAUUAGAGGACUUUGGCAACGAGAAGUCUCAGGAGUAUUUCAGCCACAACACGGUCCGCGGCUGCUCCUACUUCUACAGCUACCCUGCAGUGUGUGAGUUCCUACAGACCAAUAACCUUCUCUCAGUCAUCAGAGCCCACGAAGCACAGGACGCAGGUUACCGCAUGUACAGAAAGAGCCAGACGACAGGCUUCCCCUCCCUCAUCACCAUCUUCUCUGCUCCCAAUUACCUGGACGUUUAUAAUAAUAAAGCUGCCGUGCUGAAGUAUGAGAAUAAUGUGAUGAACAUCCGGCAGUUUAACUGUUCGCCACACCCUUACUGGCUGCCCAACUUCAUGGACGUGUUUACCUGGUCUCUGCCCUUCGUAGGAGAGAAAGUGACGGAGAUGCUGGUGAACGUGCUCAGUAUCUGUUCAGAUGAUGAACUCAUGAAUGAUGGUGAUGAGAUCUAUGAUGCCAAUGCUGCAGCAGCCCGUAAAGAGGUGAUCAGGAACAAAAUCCGCGCCAUCGGCAAAAUGGCCAAAAUGUUCUCAGUCUUGCGUGAGGAGAGUGAGAACGUGCUGACCCUAAAGGGCCUGACCCCGACUGGCAUGCUGCCCAGCGGAGUUCUGUCUGGAGGAAAGCAGACCUUACAGAGCGCUAUCCGUGGUUUCUCCCCGCAGCACAAGAUCAGUAGUUUUGAGGAGGCGAAGGGUCUGGACCGGAUUAAUGAGCGGAUGCCUCCUCGCCGGGACGUGGUCAACAGCGUGGGUCUGUCUAUGGGCCGCAUGAACAUGGCCGAGUCCAACGGCACAGACGACAACAGCAAUAUCCAGUGACUCCUCUACUCUUCCUCCUCCUCUUCCUCGUCCUCUUCCUCCUAUCUGUCUUCAUUUCCACUCUCCCUCUCUCUAUACCCCUCUAAACCACCCCUUUCCCUCUGUUCCCUCUCUCCCUCCAUCUGCACUGCCGCUCCUUCUCUCUUUCUCUCUGCAGUGGACAGACAGUUGGACGGCUGUGGUGCACAGGGUGGUCCUGAAAGCCCACCAGAGAGCCUCUUUCACACACAUCUCACAAUGCAAAUUUACAGCUAGAAGAAGGAGCAUGUCUUAGGCCUGUGAGCUUCAGAAGAGGGUCUUUUCUUGUGUGUUUGUGUAUGUGUGUGUGUGUGUGUGUGUGUGUGUGUGUGUGUGUGUGUGUGUGUGUGUGUAAGUGUGCAUUUUUAUGGGAGAGAGAGCUUGAGAAAGACAGAGCGAGAAAGGAGAGAGAGAGAGAGAGAGAGAGAGAGUGUGUGUGGAUUGUGUAAUGACAUAUUAACCACAAACUGAUAACGGUGUGCUUUUCUCUCCGAUGAAUAGGGCUGUUUGUGUGUGUGUGUCAGAAUGUGUGUGUGUGUGUGUGUGUGUCAGUGAUUGUGUGGGUGGGUGAGUUGUGUAAUUACUUGGUAAGGAAGUAGGUUUUAUCACUAAAGGACAAUUCCUCUUUCUUUUUUCUGCCUGCUGCCGCGGUUCAUGCUGAAUCCGUAUAAAAAGCCUGUGUGCUCUGUUCAUUCACUGUCAGAGGAGUGUGGUUAUCAUAUGAGUGUGAGAGACAGUGUGUGUGUAUGUGUGUGAGUGUAUAUUAGAAUGUGUGUGUGUAUAUAUAAAUAUACUGUAACUUAUAAGCAUUUACUUUCACAAUCUCUAGCUCUUCUACCAUGUUUUGCUACUAGUAUUUAACAGAUUAGUAUCAAGUACUCUUCACUUAAUACGGGGACGUUUGGAAAAAAGAGACUUUUCAGAUGUAUUCGCAAUGCAGUCUUUGAGACCCCCCCCCACCCUCGUCCCUCCCUUUGUCCCUUUCUCUGGUUAUAAAGUAAAAAAGCCCCCCUAAGCCCAUGUCCAGUCGUCCGCUCUACUGCGAUGUACUCUGCUGUCUGCUGUUUCGUCUCGCUGGGACUUCUGUGCUGCGGCCUCUUCGCUUUAGGACUCUCCAUACUGCCCAUUGGACUAUUAACACCCUGUGAGAAACAGCACCUGGAAAAAGUCAACGGGUCGGAAAAAAGAGAGUCUGUUUCUUGUACGGCCAAAAGUCUUGGAAAUUUCAGUAAAUUGUGGGAAUUUUUGUUCAUUUACUUCUUUUUUUCACAUGGUGGAGAAGUUCCCCCGUAUGGAAAUGUACCGCAGGUCCCGUCCCGUCCAGCUCUGCAAAAGACUGACUGACUGACCACCCAACCAUCCAGCUCCUCGCGAGAACGUCUGAGGGGAUCUGUCUCGUUUUUGUACAUACGUACUGUAAGCCGCAAAUAUUUUUAACAGAUGAUCAUCGUUUGUUUUGAUUUGAUUUGAUUUUUCGUAUUAUUUAUUUGUUUCUUGAACUAUUUAUUUAUUCCUUAGUUUGUUUCACUGUUUGUUUAAUUUAUUUACUGUUGCUGUACAUUUCAAUUAAGCUCCUGUAAGGUUCGGAAAACGUGUGAUUUUAUUCUGAUUACGAUUAAUAUGGUUCCGAUUUUUUGUUUCUUUCCUCUCUGUUGAUGUACAGAAGUCGUUCAAUUGUGUGAAUGAUCAUAUACUUGUUUGAAAAGCCAUCCAGGGCUGAUAAAGCAUGACUGCAUGGGUAACUCAAAAAUGUAAAGCAAAUACAGGCGCGGCUUACCGUGUCCUCACAUUUUUAAGGAGAAGUAUAUUCCCAUCGUCAUUAUUCUCAAUAACAAUAUUCUUCUUAUUUAUUAUGAGCUUUCUGCUGGUUUCUUCCACUCUACCCGAUCCUCGUUUGGUCGCUCAUCGUGGUUUACUUUAAAUGAAAAACUGAAGCGUUUCAUGAGUUAUUUGUGAUUCUAUCUCUCGUAAUUUUUUCUCGGAAACUGAGUUUUGGCAUUAAUAUGAAUUCCUGACCUACAGACAGUGUAAGCAUGCCCCAUGGGACAAAUCUCUUUUUUUACUCUUGAAUAAAAUAUGCAUGAACCUUU
Molecule: messenger RNA, 4126 nt
Organism: Astyanax mexicanus (Mexican tetra)
Lineage: Eukaryota; Metazoa; Chordata; Actinopteri; Characiformes; Acestrorhamphidae
Gene: ppp3cb
Product: protein phosphatase 3, catalytic subunit, beta isozyme
Exons: 13
Coding region: 501-2018 (505 amino acids)
Biological process (GO): calcineurin-NFAT signaling cascade
Cellular component (GO): calcineurin complex; cytoplasm; cytosol
Molecular function (GO): calmodulin-dependent protein phosphatase activity; calmodulin binding
Source: RefSeq, a predicted model, not a curated record